GCAUAAUACUAGCGGGAAGAUGGAAUUCCUCAGCUUCGACGUGAAGAAUCACACUCUUGAGUUGCGGAAGGCGGAUGUGCCGAAUCCAGGGCCGAACGAUGUUCGAAUCAGAGUUGCUUAUUCGGGCAUCUGCGGGACCGACCUUCAUAUAUUGGAAGGAUCGUUUCCAUGCAAGAAAGAUGGCUUUCUCACUCUUGGCCACGAAUUUGCAGGCACGGUGGACGCGAUUGGUUCCUCAGUGAAGAACUUCAAAGUCGGGCAAAGAGUGGCUGUUGAUCCUAACAGUGGAUGUAAUACGUGCAACUACUGUCACGAUGGUUCUUAUCAGCACUGUAGCGCCGGUGGCAUAAACAGCACAAUAGGGAUUUAUAAAGACGGUGGAUUCUCCACUCACGCUAUCGUACCCGAAAGUCAGGUGUAUUUAAUACCAGAUGACGUCGAAUUACAUCAAGCCGUCCUCGUUGAGCCUUUGUCGUGUUUAGCUCAUGGAUGGAAGAAACUUAAUAGCGUCAACGUUGGUAGCAACGUGCUCGUAAUUGGCGCCGGAAUCAUUGGUCUUUUGUGGGCUUGCAUGUUACAUUUGCAUGGGCUUAGAAAAUCCGUGACGAUCAGCGAGCCCCAGGAAAAACGGCGGAAACUGGUGACGAAACUUGAUCUGGAUUUCGAGGCAAAGACUCCAGAACAAUUAAAGAAUUCGUAUGACGUGGUCGUGGAUUGUAGUGGUUCCGCACCCGCUAUAGAAGCAAGUAUUCCUUUAUUAGCACCAGGUGGUCGUUUAUGUAUAUUCGGAGUUGCCAAUCCCAAAGCUAAAUUCAGCAUCGAACCAUUCCAGGUAUAUUUAAAGGAAUUGACGAUAUUAGGUGUAAACAUAAAUCCUUUCUCAUUCCCCAGAGGAUUGGGUUUAUUACGUGCAAUGGCUGAUAGAUAUCUGAAUUAUGAUAAGUUAGGUAUUAAAGUAUUCUCGUUGUCGCAAUAUCGUGAAGCUUUGGAAGCUCUGAAACGAGGCGAAAUCAGUAAAGCAGUCUUCAAAUUGUAAAAAGGAAAAUUAAAUAUGAAAUUAAAUAAUAAAAUAAACAUUUUUUAACAAUAA
Molecule: messenger RNA, 1090 nt
Organism: Apis laboriosa (Himalayan honeybee)
Lineage: Eukaryota; Metazoa; Arthropoda; Insecta; Hymenoptera; Apidae
Product: D-altritol 5-dehydrogenase-like
Exons: 5
Coding region: 20-1036 (338 amino acids)
Molecular function (GO): oxidoreductase activity; zinc ion binding
Source: RefSeq, a predicted model, not a curated record